Ochotona princeps (American pika) is the source of this 1424-nucleotide messenger RNA. It is a transcript of the gene VEGFB, whose product is annotated as vascular endothelial growth factor B. Bases 400 to 1023 code for a protein of 207 amino acids. The transcript has 7 exons. Gene Ontology annotation, molecular function: heparin binding; growth factor activity; chemoattractant activity. Gene Ontology annotation, biological process: vascular endothelial growth factor receptor signaling pathway; induction of positive chemotaxis; response to hypoxia. Lineage: Eukaryota; Metazoa; Chordata; Mammalia; Lagomorpha; Ochotonidae. Gene Ontology annotation, cellular component: membrane. The record is from RefSeq and is a predicted model, not a curated record.
GGGUGUGUGGAGGGGGCGGGCCCCACCAGCCGUCUCCCUCCCCCCUUCGCAUCCCCCGCCCCCGCUCCGCCCCCGCCUCACUGCCCGGGGUGGGAAGCGCGUGGCUGGGUCACAUGAGCCACCCGCCCGCCAGCCCGGGCCCGGCCCCCCGCCGUCCCCGCCACCGCUGUCCUAGGCCACCGCCACCGGCUGCCCGCCCGCCCCGCUCCUCCGGCGGCCACCGCCGCUGCGCUGCCUGCGCCCAGGGCUCGGGAGGGGGCCGCGGAGCAGCCGCCCCCCGCGCCCGGCCCCCGGCCGCCGCGCCAGGGCCUGCGCCAUGGAGCUCUGGCGGCCGCCGCCCCCUGCGCCACCGGGCUAGGGCAAUGCGGGCGGCCCCGGCGCGCAGUCCCCGCAGGCACCAUGAACCCCCUGCUCCGCCGCCUGCUGCUCGCUGCGCUCCUGCAGCUGGCCCCCGCCCAGGCCCCGGUUCCCCAGCCUGAUGCCCCUGGGCACCCGAAGAAAGUGGUGUCAUGGAUGGACGUGUAUGCCCGUGCCACCUGCCAGCCGCGGGAAGUGGUGGUACCCUUGACUGUGGAGGUCAUGGGCACCGUGGCCAAACAGCUGGUACCCAGCUGCGUGACCGUGCAGCGCUGCGGCGGCUGCUGCCCCGACGACGGUCUGGAGUGUGUGCCCACUGGGCAGCACCAAGUCCGAAUGGAGAUCCUCAUGAGCCGCUACCUAAGCAGUCAGCUCGGGGAAAUGUCCUUGGAGGAACACAGCCAGUGUGAAUGCAGACCAAAAAAGAGGGAGAGUGCUGUGAAGCCAGACAGGGCUGCCACGCCCCACCACCAGCCCAAGCCCCGCUCCGUUCCGGGCUGGGACUCUGCCCCCGGAGCGCCCUCCCCAGCUGACACCACUCAUCCCACUUCAGCCCCAGGCCUGUCUGCCCACGCUGCCCACAGCGCCGCCAGCGCCCUGACCCCCGGACCUGCAGCUGCCGCUGCCGACGCCGCAGCUACCUCCGUUGCCAAGGGCGGGGCUUAGAGCUCAACCCAGACACCUGCAGGUGCCGGAAGCUGCGAAGGUGACAUACUGCCCUCCAGACUGAGUGGGGCUGCUGUCUCACAGGCCACUGGCAGUGGGGGAAGAGGGAAGGUUGGGGCGAACACUCCUAGUCCAGCUGCCGACUUGGCCUGGGUACAUGCUGCUCCUCGAGGGCCCCUCCUGCCAGCUUCAUCGCCCUGCAGCUGCCAUCUAAUGGGGCACACUGAGUAGGGCGACGAGACCUGGAGGCAGCCAAGAGGGGUCACCACCAGUUUAGGGGAGCAUGGAGUGCCGGGCAAACGUCUCCUCCCUCUCUUUGUCUGCCAACCAUGGGAUUUGGGCUUUGCCAUGAAAACUGUGACCUCCCCCCACAUCCCCUGCCCCUGAUAAAAGAUGAGAGA